Molecule: messenger RNA, 1041 nt
Organism: Chironomus riparius
Lineage: Eukaryota; Metazoa; Arthropoda; Insecta; Diptera; Chironomidae
Source: the annotation of a GenBank genome assembly
AUGUGCAUGUUCAAAAGUCUAGUUUUUACUGUUGCUGUAAGCUUCAUAGUUUUCCAAAGUGUGUUAAGUGAAAAAAAUCCACUCUGCAAUGGACAAAACUGUGACAAAUUUUUUGAAAAUUAUCUGAAUGAAUAUAACAUAAACGUUUCGAAUAAUACCAUUAAGGCUCAAUAUAAGAAACAAUUCCUGGCAAAUCUUCGAGAAAUUCGAAACUUUAAUGCUAAAGAAGUAAAUGCUUUUAAAAAAGGAAUCAACAAAUUUUCCCAUCUUUCAUACAACGGAGUUGUGAGCCAGAGUCUUGGAUUAGAUUCAAUUUCAACCCCAAUUCUUGGUAUUAUUACUUCUAAGCCUGCUGCCAGCAAAUGCUCAAUCGAUUCAUUUGAUUGGAGAAAUGAAGGUGCUAUUACAGCAGUAAAAGAUCAAGGAAGUUGUGGAAGUUGCUUUGCAUUUGCAGCAAUUGGAGCAAUAGAAAGUCAAAUAUCAAUCAAUUACAACAAAAAUAUAUCACUAUCCGAGCAGUAUGCAAUGGAAUGUAUUUACAACUUUUGGAAAAUCGGAGGUGAUGCAUGUAAUGGUGGACAACCUAGCUAUGUUUAUUACCUUUCAUAUAUUAAUCGAGGUUUUCCAACAGAAAAAAGUGUUCCUUAUCAUGCUUACGAUGAUGGGAUUUGUCCUUUAAAUGUUUCAUUUGUUAAAGAAGCAGGAAUCACUAGUUAUCGAACUUUUACUGGCUAUAGAGAUAAUGAAAUUGCUUGCUUGCUUGCUGCAAACGGACCUUUGUCUGUUGCAAUAUUUGUUAACAGCUCACUAAUUCAGUAUAGUGGCGGAAUCUAUGAUGAUGAAGAGAGUUGUGGACCAAAUCCUACUCCCAAUCAUGCUGUUCUUUUAAUUGGAUUUGGUGUUGAUUCAAACAACAAUAUAAGUUAUUUUACAUUAAAAAAUUCUUGGGGAACUUCAUGGGGCGAACAAGGCUUCUUCCGAAUGAAAAAAGGAAUUAAUCUGUGUAACAUUAAUUCUCUUCCACAGCAACCAUACAUGUAG